Periconia digitata is the source of this 1225-nucleotide messenger RNA. The record is from the annotation of a GenBank genome assembly. NCBI's taxonomy places the organism in Eukaryota, Fungi, Ascomycota, Dothideomycetes, Pleosporales, Periconiaceae.
UUCAUCUCUGGUCGAUAAUGUUCUCCUGUUGUGACAUGCACGUGACUCAUAUCCUGGAGAAAAAGGAUGCAGCUUGUUUGUCCUCCAUUGCCCUAGUUGAGUAUAGCGUAGAAAUUGACUUUCUAAAGCUACGCCAACGCUCUUGGCGUGCGGCGCAAUUUUGAACGUUAAACAUCUCUUGAUUGUUACUACUUACUUAUAACUCUACAAUCGGACCGUAGAUUUUAAUUCUAAUGCCACGAGGCUGUGUUUUAGGACGGCUUCUAUAGGACUUUUCCUUUUCAUAAUUAUUGAUUGUGUGGUUGAUGAUUUGGUGUAGGGGCGCCAAAAAUCUAAGGAGUAGGGCGUUCUCUGCCCCCUUCCCCCCCCAUCAGCUCCCGCUGCCAAUCUCAAGCUAAGUCUAGUUCCCGUUACCCGCCUCGCUUAUCAUAUGGACUUAUACUUUUUUAAGAAGUGUAAACGAACUACAUAUACAGUGCAUCUGUGUAUUCUAGGCUAAGCGGUAAUAAGGGAAAUAAGUCAAGGUAUGGCGAUGGCAAUGCCCAGAGAAAGACAAAGCUGGGCUGCCAAGCGACAAGACUGCUUAGCAUUCUUUGAUAUUUCACUGAGAUGGUGUGUUGAAAAUACCACGGCACCGUACAUCGGGAGGUCACAUAUUGGGAGGUCCGUCUUAACUCCGUUGUCCAACCUAUCACAUGUGCAGUUCAUCUCCUCCGUUGAAUGCUAAUUAGUUGAUGUCUAGUAAAGCAGAUAACCUCCUGAUAUGUGACCUCCCGAUCUACGACCCCCUGUAGGUGGUCGCUACUUAUCUGCGACGAGGGCAUACCCCAAAGGAUCGACAUCAUCUCGGCGGGACUGCACUGUGGGCUGUCAGCGACUCUCCAGACACGUGAGGUUGGACGGAGCGCACCGUAGCCGUUGUGAGCGUUGCCGCUGGAGUAGCGAGAGGUGCCAACGAAAUCGCCAAUCUUGCGCUUGCGGACGUGCAACCCGGUACCCGGGUGGACGAAUCUCUUCGCAAGGCCCAAGUCGAUCAGGUCACGUCUACUAGGGAGAAAAGAAGCCUCUGCAACCAAUUGCCCAGCAGAUCGAGCACCAUAAUUCGGUGGCGUGGCAGUGACCGAAUCAGUGCACCCAAAGGAUGCCAGGCUGCCCUGCGAGGCAACAGCUGGCCUUCUGGACGCCAUUCAUGUGUGCAAAGUCUAGGGGUUAUAAUCCUUAAUUU